Molecule: messenger RNA, 1597 nt
Organism: Pistacia vera
Lineage: Eukaryota; Viridiplantae; Streptophyta; Magnoliopsida; Sapindales; Anacardiaceae
Product: shikimate O-hydroxycinnamoyltransferase-like
Exons: 3
Coding region: 150-1442 (430 amino acids)
Molecular function (GO): acyltransferase activity, transferring groups other than amino-acyl groups
Source: RefSeq, a predicted model, not a curated record
UGGAAGAAGAAGAAGACAAGUUUUGUUUUAAACGCUCUUCUUCUUCUUCUUCUUUCUGUGUACUACUAACAUUUCAUUCAUUCAUCCAUCCAUUCUUCUGUUUCUUCUUCUUCUUUGUUCAGCCCGGCGACGGCCCGCAAUUUUUUAAAAUGAUAAUCACCGUGAAGGAGUCGACGAUGGUCCCGCCGUCGGCGGAGACUCCGAGGAUAUCGCUGUGGAACUCCAACGUGGACCUGGUGGUUCCCCGAUUUCACACUCCCAGCGUGUACUUCUAUCGGCCCACCGGGGCCCAAAAUUUCUUUGAUGGUAAGGUCCUCAAGGAGGCUCUCGGCAAGGCCCUGGUGCCGUUCCACCCCAUGGCUGGACGGUUAAAGCGUGACGAAGAUGGGAGGAUUGAGAUUGAUUGUAAUGCUGAAGGCGUCUUGUUUGUUGAGGCCGAAACCCCUUCUGUUGUUGAUGAUUUUGGUGACUUUGCGCCCACUUUGGAGCUCAAGCAGCUCAUUCCGACGGUGGAUUACUCCGGCGGGAUCUCUACGUAUCCCCUAUUGGUGUUACAGGUCACUCACUUCAAAUGUGGUGGAGUUUCACUUGGUGUUGGUAUGCAACACCAUGCAGCAGAUGGAUUUUCUGGUCUCCACUUUGUGAACACAUGGUCAGACAUUGCUCGCGGUCUUGAUGUUACCAUCCCACCGUUCAUCGACCGAACUUUGCUCCGGGCCCGGGAUCCGCCUCAACCUACUUUCCAACACAUUGAAUACCAGGCACCUCCUGUCUUGAAAACUCCUCUGCCAUCAGUUUCUGAGCCUACAGCUGUCUCCAUUUUCAAAUUGACACGGGACCAGCUCAACAUCCUCAAAGCCAAGGCCAAAGAAGAUGGUAACACUAUCAACUAUAGCUCAUAUGAGAUGCUGGCGGGUCAUGUGUGGAGAUCUGCAUGCAAGGCACGUGGACUAUCUGAUGAUCAAGAGAGUAAAUUGUACAUAGCAACAGACGGACGUGCUAGAUUAAUCCCCCCCCUUCCUCCUGGUUACUUUGGAAAUGUGAUAUUUACGGCCACACCAAUAGCAGUAGCAGGUGAUCUCCAGUCAAAGCCUACAUGGUAUGCUGCAGGUCGUAUUCAUGAUGCAUUGGUUCGAAUGGACAAUGACUAUUUAAGGUCAGCCCUUGAUUACCUAGAGCUUCAGCCUGAUUUAUCAGCAUUAGUUCGUGGUGCCCAUACAUUUAGGUGUCCAAAUCUUGGGAUUACUAGUUGGGUUAGACUGCCAAUACAUGAUGCGGAUUUUGGGUGGGGUCGACCCAUAUUUAUGGGGCCCGGUGGGAUUGCAUACGAGGGUUUAUCAUUUAUCUUGCCAAGCCCUACAAACGAUGGGAGCUUAUCAGUUGCCAUCUCUCUACAAUCUGAACACAUGAAACUAUUUCAGAAGUUCUUUUAUGAUAUUUAAAAAACACCACUGUAGAAACUUUUUGGAAUUAAUUCAAACUAGACAAUUUCGCACAAACCAUUUUUUCUUUGGUGGUGAUUUUUUUUAUCAUGUAUUGACAAACCUUGCUUGGUUUAAAAUAUAACAAGUGCAAACUUGAUUUGGUGCAUUCUAUA